Messenger RNA from Vicia faba (fava bean), 2124 nucleotides. NCBI's taxonomy places the organism in Eukaryota, Viridiplantae, Streptophyta, Magnoliopsida, Fabales, Fabaceae. The record is from the annotation of a GenBank genome assembly.
AUGGCAGAGCAUGUUGCUGGAGCAUUUGUUUCGUCUUUCUUUGAAAUGGUUUUUGAUAGCUUCGAUGAAGAAGUUGAAAAGAAAAAGGAUGUGUUGGAGUUGAAAAAUGAAGGUUCUGCUCAUAAUGAAGUUAGAGCCGGUUCAAAACCUUUAGAAAGAUGGCCAACUUCAUUUUUUUUGGAUGCAUCGGAAAUAUAUGGUAGAGACGGUGAUAAAUAUAAAAUGAUCAAAAUUUUACUUUCAAAUGAUGGCAGUGGCAACAAGACACCUGUAACCAGCAUAGUGGGUAUGGGCGGAAUAGGUAAGACCACCUUUGCUAAGCUUGUGUACAAUGAUAGUAAGAUUGAGGAUCAUUUUGAACUUAGAGCAUGGGUUUAUGUUUCAGAAUCUUUUGAUGUUGUUGAACUCACCAAAGCAAUUUUCAAAUCAUUUAAUUCUUCAGCAGAUGAUGAAUCUAUUUUCAAUUUACUCCAACAGAGACUGCAUCACAUACUAACAGGCAAGAAAUACUUGCUUGUUUUAGACGAUAUCUGGAACGGGAAUGUGAAAUUUUGGGAACAAUUACUACUUCCCUUUAACCAUGGAUCUUCUGGAAGUAAGAUUAUUGUGACAACGCGUGACAAAGAGGUAACAAAUGUCCUGAAAUCCACCAGAUUAUUUGAUUUACGGCAAUUGGGCAAAAGUGAUUGUUGGAGUUUGUUUGUGACACAUGCAUUUCACGGCAAGAGUGCGUCUGAAUAUCCAAAUCUUGAAUCAAUUGGAAAGAAAGUAGUGGACAAGUGUGGAGGGUUGCCUUUGGCUAUAAAAACAUUGCGAAAAAAAUUCUCUGAACUUGAAUGGAUGAAGAUACUGGAGACUGAUAUGUGGCGUUUAUCAGAUGAAGACAUCAACAUUAACCCAGUGUUGAGAUUGAGUUACCAUAAUCUCCCUUCCAAUCAAAAGCGUUGUUUUGCUUAUUGUUCUAUAUUUCCCAAAGGUUAUUGGUUUGGCAAAGAUGAAUUAAUCAUGUUUUGGACGGCAGAAGGUUUGCUGAAGUGUAACAGAACAGACAAAAGUGAAGAAGAGUUAGGUAAUGAAAUUUUUGGUGAUCUUGAAUCAAUUUCAUUUUUCCAACCAUCAUCUCAUCCUAAACGUGUUGGGUUGUUGGAAGCCAUCCUUGAAAGGAGAAGAAGGUUUAAGAGAUAUCAACACAAAUUAGUCAUGCACAAUCUUGUCAAUGAUUUAGCAAAAUCAGUGUCAGGAGAAUUUUCUAUGCAAAUAGAAGGUGCUAGGGUGGAAGGAAUCCAUGAAAGGAUAUGUCACAUUUGUUGCUCUUCUCAAUUAAUUUGCGUUGAUGAAUUAAUAAAGCCAAUUUGUGAGCAUAAGGGACUACAUAGUCUGAUUCUAGAAGGCAAAGAUGCCAAAGCAUAUGGGAAAUUUAAACAAUCUUCAGGCCUUGCCUUAUUUAAUGUGGAAGAGCAGAAUGGAUCUGAUCUUAAGGAGUUGGCUAAACUAAACAAUCUUUAUGGAAAAAUUCAUAUUAAAGGGUUGGGUAAUGUCAUUGAUCCUGCAGGUGCUGCAACAGCAAUUUUGAAAAACAAGAAGUAUUUAGAAGAAACACGGAUGACAUUCGAUGGCAAAAGAGAAGCAAUGGAUGGCUCAAUAGUUGAAAGAAAUGCGUCAGUCUUGGAGACUCUUCAACCAAAUAGAAACUUGAAAAGGCUCACCAUUGAGUACUACAAAGGCAUUAUGUUUUCAAAUUGGCUAAAUGGCAGCAAUUUACCCAACUUAAUAUCUCUUAAAUUGCAGAGCUGUGGAUUAUGUUCCCAUUUUCCACCACUUGGGCAGCUCCCCUUUCUCAAAGAGCUUUCUAUUAGCUGCUGCUAUGGAAUAAAAAUAAUUGGUGAAGAGUUUUAUGACAAUAAUUCAACAAAUGUUUCGUUCAAGUCUCUUGAAGUUUUGGAAUUUUCAGAAAUGCUUGAAUGGGAGGAAUGGUCUUGCCUCGAAGGAUUUCCUUUGCUUAAAAAUCUUUCUAUAAGAAGAUGUCCCAAAUUGAAAAAUGCUCUGCCUCAACAUCUUCCUUCUUUACAAAAAUUGGAGAUUUUUAAUUGCCAAGAGUUGGAGGUGUCAAUUUCCAAGAGUUAG